Sphaerodactylus townsendi is the source of this 3247-nucleotide messenger RNA. RefSeq names its product ubiquitin specific peptidase 3 (gene USP3). Gene Ontology annotation, molecular function: zinc ion binding; cysteine-type deubiquitinase activity. The transcript is spliced from 15 exons. Bases 94 to 1656 code for a protein of 520 amino acids. NCBI's taxonomy places the organism in Eukaryota, Metazoa, Chordata, Lepidosauria, Squamata, Sphaerodactylidae. Gene Ontology annotation, biological process: protein deubiquitination. The record is from RefSeq and is a predicted model, not a curated record. Gene Ontology annotation, cellular component: cytoplasm.
GGCGUCCCCUCGCUCGUGCGCCGCGUCCCCCCUCCUCGCCGCCGGGCCGCGCUCCGUCCCUCAGCCCGGCCUCGCCUCGCCCCCCGCCCGGCCAUGGAGUGCCCCCACCUCGGCUCCAGCGUCUGCCUCGCGCCCGACCAGGCCCAGUUCCCUCAGGGCUCGCCCUCCUCCUGGAGCUGCAGCGUGUGCAGGUCUAACAAAAGUCCUUGGGUCUGCCUGACGUGCUCAAGUGUCCACUGCGGAAGAUACGUAAAUGGCCACGCAAAGAAGCAUUACGAAGAUGCCCAGGUUCCUUUAGCCAACCACAAGAGAACAGAGAAGCACGAGAAAAUUCAGCAUACGGUGUGCAUGGACUGCAGUAGUUACAGUACUUACUGUUAUCGCUGCGACGACUUUGUCAUCAACGAUACUAAGUUGGGCCUGGUGCAAAAAGUCCGAGAACACCUGCAGAAUUUGGAGAACUCCGCUUUCAUAGCAGACCGACACAGGAAAAGGAAACUUCUGGAAAAUUCCUCCCUAAAGAGCAAGUUGUUGAAAAUAAACGGGAACACCACAACUCUGUGUGCCACAGGCCUUCGGAAUCUGGGGAAUACGUGUUUCAUGAAUGCAAUCCUUCAGUCCCUCAGCAACAUCCAGCAGUUCUGUGGCUACUUCAAAGAACUACCUGCCGUUGAGCUCCGGAACGGGAAGACCGCAGGCCGGCGAACUUACCACACCCGCAGCCAAGGCGAUAACGGCAUCUCUUUGGUGGAAGAGUUCCGUAAGACGUUGUGCGCUCUGUGGCAAGGGAGCCAGUCGGCGUUCAGCCCGGAAUCGCUCUUUUAUGUUGUCUGGAAAAUCAUGCCAAAUUUUAGGGGGUACCAGCAGCAAGAUGCCCACGAAUUCAUGCGAUACCUCUUGGACCACCUGCACUUAGAGCUCCAGGGGGGCUUCAACGGCAUUCCGCGCUCCGUCAUCUUGCAAGAGAAUUCUAGCCUUUCUGCUGGCAGUAGAUGCUGCAUAAACGGAGCUUCUACUGUGGUCACAGCCAUUUUCGGAGGCAUUCUUCAAAAUGAAGUCAACUGCUUGAUCUGUGGGACAGAAUCCAGAAAGUUUGACCCAUUCCUAGAUCUUUCUUUAGAUAUUCCAAGCCAGUUCAGAAAUAAACGUAAUAAGAACCAAGAAAACGGACCAAGUUGCACAUUGCGGGAUUGUCUUCACAGUUUUACAGACCUAGAAGAACUUGAUGAAACAGAACUGUACAUGUGCCACAAAUGUAAAAAGAAACAGAAGUCCACCAAGAAAUUCUGGAUUCAGAAACUACCGAGGGUGCUGUGCUUGCAUUUGAAGCGCUUUCACUGGACAGCCUACCUGAGAAACAAAGUGGAUACCUAUGUGGAGUUUCCCCUCAAAGGCCUAGACAUGAAAUGUUACUUGCUAGAGCCGGAAAACAGUGGCCCAGAAAACUGCCUGUAUGACCUUGCAGCUGUAGUGGUGCAUCAUGGUUCUGGGGUUGGCUCCGGCCACUACACAGCCUACGCGACUCACGAAGGGCGGUGGUUCCACUUCAACGACAGCACCGUGACGCUGACUGACGAGGAGACGGUGGUCAAAGCCAAAGCCUACAUCCUCUUCUACGUGGACCGGCAGGCCAAGUCGGGAUCCGACAAACUUUAAGGCCUCCGGCCCGCCUCUUGCAUAUCCUGUCCAGUGGACGAAACAUUUCCAGUUCUCCGUAAAUACUUGAUCCAAGACUCUUGGUUUCAUUGUGCACUUUCCAAACUUUUCUUGGGUUCUAGUUUUACUUCGCAAAUAGUAGCAUUUGAUUUGUUAAAAGCGGACGCAGGCUAAUUUUUUUUUCUUUUGGUUAGUUACACCGUAGGGUGCGGGGGGAGAGAACCCUCGGCAGAUAACGAUUUGCUGCUUCGACUAAAUUUUUAUAUAUAGUUUCCAUUUUAGUUGUUUUGACUUUUUAUAUCAAUGUUUUAUCUGCUUUCUGAAGGCACAUUUACACCAGAGAAACUUGAAUCCUUAGAGUAAGCACGAUUAAUGUGUAUCCAAUUAUGACAUGCCACAGAGUUGUUAUUAGAUAAGAUUUCUAGACCUUGUGCUGGAGCCUCGGGUUUCCCCGUGGCUGACCCCGUGGCUGCCUCGUUUAAAGGGACGGCGAAAGCGUGGUCUCGCGAAGCAGGCCGGCGAAAAGCUGCUCCUUCUGCCCGUGGAGGUAACGGCCCAACCUUGACUGUUGACACUCCAGGAAGCCACCGAGUUGGCAAGAAGACAAACUGUUCCACUGGCCUGCCUCCCCCCCUUUUAAACAAGGAGGGGGGGGGGGUUAUUUCUGAUUUUUUACCGCAGUGUAAAAGAGAUUCCAGGUGGUGCUUUUCCCUCGGAAACGGACUUGAACUGUUCUCUUUCAUUCCAUGCUGUCAUUCCACCCCCACCCCCCGUUUUACGAGCACAGCCUUCGAGGAGGGGCUGUUCUGAAAUGCCGUUUGCCUGCCCCCGGGGCUGCCAGUACAGCAAGACGACGAGGGCCGCGGCCUAAGCGCCAGGCCCGCGGCCAGGGGAUCUGCUGCUUGCGAGUUCGCCCAGCCCGGCCGACUUCACGUGGCCGUCGAGGGCUUCUUGCUGCAGGUUGCGUUCUGGCCCAGCUGCGUUAGGUGACUUGCACAUGCUUUUAUUUUUAAAAAUUGGCAUUUCUAGUUCUGCUUUGUUUGUGGCAGCUAAUGGGACCCCCGCCUGCCAUUUGCAAGAGGCGUUGAAGGCACUUCCUUGCCCGAAAGGACCUCCUGACACCUGCCCUGGGGAUGCUGCAGUAAUUCAGAACAGCCUCCUCUUUUCAGCAUUGGAGUCAGCAAGAAGGGCCCUGUUCCGGCUCCUUGCCGUGUUUCCCUCCUUCCCGGCUAGCUGUGCUCCCUGACCGUGACGUUGGGUGGGGCGGGGAGUCCUGUAGCUGAUUUUGCUUCGUGUCCCCCUCCUUGGAGGAGUCUGAACGUCCUUAUGGCCUGACGUUUGUUCUUUUGGGGAUGUGGACGUUGACUUCAAAUGCACUUAACUUGUUCCUCCUGUACCUGAGACAGCUCUUGGAUCCAGAGCACACCCCCACCCCUCCCCGAGAGCUGCAUGCGGACAGCCUGUUCAUUGAGUUGUGGCAACACAUGUAUUCCUCUUCCUGGCGGAGAUCUUUGCUUGUCCACUGGAUUUUACUCAGUGAGUUGUGUCAAAGUAACAGAUUUGCAGCAGUAAAAGUUGUACUGUGCCUGGG